Molecule: messenger RNA, 707 nt
Organism: Closterium sp. NIES-67
Lineage: Eukaryota; Viridiplantae; Streptophyta; Zygnematophyceae; Desmidiales; Closteriaceae
Source: the annotation of a GenBank genome assembly
AGAGGCAGAGAGGAAGAGAGGAAGAGAGGAAGAGAGGCAGAGAGGCAGAGAGGCAGAGAGGCAGAGCGGCAGAGCGGCAGAGAGGCAGAGAGGCAGAGAGGCAGAGAGGCAGAGAGGCAGAGAGGCAGAGAGGCAGAGAGGCAGAGAGGCAGAGAGGCAGAGAGGCAGAGAGGCAGAGAGGCAGAGAGGCAGAGAGGCAGAGAGGCAGAGAGGCAGAGAGGCAGAGAGGCAGAGAGGCAGAGAAGCAGGGAGGCAGAGAGGAAAGAGAGGAAGAGAGGAAGAGAGGCAGAGAGGCAGAGAGGCAGAGAGGCAGAGAGGCAGAGAGGCAGAGAGGCAGAGAGGCAGAGAGGCAGAGAGGCAGAGAGGAAGAGAGGAAGAAGGCAGAGAGGCAGAGAGGCAGAGAGGCAGAGAGGCAGAGAGGCAGACAGGCAGGGAGGCAGAGAGGCAGGGAGGCAGAGAGGCAGAGAGGCAGAGAGGCAGAGAGGAAGAUAGGAAGUGAGGAAGAGAGGCAGAGAGGAAGAGAGGAGAAGAGGCAGAGAGGCAGAGAGGCAGAGAGGCAGAGAGGCAGAGACGCAGAGAGGCAGAGAGGCAGUGAGGCAGAGAGGCAGAGAGCAGAAAGGCAGGGAGGCAGAGAGGAAGAGAGGAAGAGAGGAAGAGAGGCAGAGAGGCAGAGAGGCUGAGAGGCAGAGAGGCAGAGAGGCAGAGAG